Molecule: messenger RNA, 1343 nt
Organism: Telopea speciosissima
Lineage: Eukaryota; Viridiplantae; Streptophyta; Magnoliopsida; Proteales; Proteaceae
Product: L10-interacting MYB domain-containing protein-like
Exons: 4
Coding region: 344-1258 (304 amino acids)
Source: RefSeq, a predicted model, not a curated record
UGGCAAAGGCGCUAAUUCAUUUCGGGUUCCAUAGAUUUUUGCCAAUAAAGAAAGAAGGCGGAAACCUGAACAGAACUAGAAGUAGUUGUUGGAGUGAUUGGUCGUUGAACAAAAUUAAAUGUUGUCAUCAUCGUUUGUUUAGGUGAGAUGGUGAUGGCACCAACCUAUCCACCAAACCCCCACUUUCCUCAACAGCAGAUGGUGCAAAUCCUACAUUUCAAUGCAAACCCAAAUGGGUCAUUAAGGUCCCCCUCCUUUCUUAUGUCUCAGAAGCUUAUCUUCAUUCUUCUUGGUUCUCUUCAGAUUUGAUUUAAAACCUAGCAAUCCUAUUUUUAAGCUCUCCAUGGCUGAGCUAGAAGCAGAAAAUGUAUCCCCAAUCCAACUAACCUCUCCAGACCGAGGUAAAGCCAAGUGGACACCACCGCGAGAUGAUUAUCUUGUUGAACUGAUGAUUGAUCAACUACCAUUUGGGUGGAAAAAGAAAGAAAAUGGAUUCACAAAACAAUCAUGGCAGUCCAUGACAAUUCGUUUCAACAGGAAAUUCGGUCUCCAAUUUGAGAAAUCACAACUGAGAAACCGCUAUACCAACUUACGAAGGAUUUACUUCAUUAUCAAAUCACUUCUUAGUCAGAAUGACUUUGGUUGGGAUGAAGCUCAACAGACUAUUAUAGCUACAGAUGAAGUUUGGGAUCGUUAUAUCCUGGAUCACCCUGAUGUGGAGUCAUAUAGGUUUAAGAGCUUCCCAUUGUUCAAGAAGUUGGCCUUAAUUUUUGAAGGCACAAAAGGAAAAGAGGUAUCAAAAGAGGCAAAUGACAACACUGCAUUAUCACUUUUUCCAUGUAUUUCUACUUCGCUACAUACUCCAGAACCUGAUGCAACACAGGAACAAUCCAAGUCAAGUUCAGAUAUGAUGUCCCCACAAAGAGACACACAGCCAAAGAAGCGUAAGUUUGUCAAGGACACAACGUCAAGACAUAAAAAAUCACGGAAUGCUGAAUUGAUGAUUGCACAAGCUAUUUCAGGAAUGGCAUUGAACUCCAAACUUAAUGCAGAGCAAGUAAUCAGUUCCAGGUUGUAUUCAUAUGACAAGUGCUUGGAAGAAUUACAAGAAUUAGAAGGUUUGGAUGAUUCAGUAUUUGUAAAGGCGGUUAGACUUUUGAGAGAUGAAAAAAAUGCUAUUGCUUUUAUGACACUGAAAGGCCCUCGACGAUUGUUCUGGCUAAAGACAGAAUGUCAGGCAGAGGUGCCUUUGCUAUAGAAAUGUAGAGUUGAUGUGUUUGUUCUCAUGCUUGUCAAAUUUAGAAGACAAUGGCCCUAAAUCAUGAAUGAAUGUAUAAUUGCAU